AUGGGACAUCUAAACCAGAGUGAUGAUUUAGGCGGGGAGAAAAUCUUGUUGGAAAAGAAACCCCAAAUUCAAAAUGACCUCAAAAACUUCACACCAAACCCCCGCCCCAGGCCACUCACUCCACCACUUCCGGACAAUAAACAUUCCAAACCUCAAAUCCCGCCAACCAGUCAUCGAUGGCGAUUAUCACUUUCAAAACUUUCAAAACGACACGAGCAACAAUCUACCUUCCAACAAGUCCAGUCUCCUCUAUUUGAGUGUUUACCCACUGAAGUCCGACUUCUGAUUUGGGAGCAUUAUCUCUGUAGCCGUAUGCUUCAUAUUGUUCGACCAAACCAGCACAAAUGGAAACGACACCAGAACCAAAUUCUCGGGAUGCUAUGCAACGAACCUCGCAAUCUCUGUCCAUGCAGUCAUCACUGCUGGGGACCGCUUGCUCGUCGGCCUGUGGAUAACUGCACUACACAUAUAAACCAUGGCUCAUAUUACCACGAGAACUCUAAGUGGAGAUUUGAUACGAGAAGAGUCAAUUUUGUACCGCUUUUACAAACGUGUCGAAGAGUUGUGACCAGAUACUGGGAGGCCAUUGAUAUGAUCUUUCAAAAGAACACUUUCCUCUUUAAUCACACAGAUACAAUCGUUGAUUUUUCGCAUACACUUCUACCACAUCGCAUGAGUCUGAUUCGUACUUUGCAGCUCAGUUUUCCGGAUCCUGGUGGUCCGCGUUGGAAUAGAUGUUGUCAGGUUCUUGCUACAAAGUUGCCUGGUCUGAAGACCUUGACCAUCCAUUUGUAUCCUCACAUCACAAAUCGUCUGGAUGAUUGGCUUAUACCACUUCAUCAGAUUCAACAACCUACAGUCUUCGAGGUCCUGCUGAUCAAGCCAUGGCAUCUGGAUCCGCAAUGGGAAGAAUCAAUUGGGCUUGUUGAUGCGCCUUUUCAAUUUUCCAUUGUUGAUGUGCAGAGACGGGGAUAUUGA
Messenger RNA from Penicillium verrucosum, 978 nucleotides. RefSeq lists its product as uncharacterized. Bases 1 to 978 code for a protein of 325 amino acids. The record is from RefSeq and is a predicted model, not a curated record. The transcript is spliced from 2 exons. NCBI's taxonomy places the organism in Eukaryota, Fungi, Ascomycota, Eurotiomycetes, Eurotiales, Aspergillaceae.